Solea solea (common sole) is the source of this 5897-nucleotide messenger RNA. RefSeq lists its product as uncharacterized. Lineage: Eukaryota; Metazoa; Chordata; Actinopteri; Pleuronectiformes; Soleidae. Bases 282 to 5897 code for a protein of 1871 amino acids. The record is from RefSeq and is a predicted model, not a curated record. The transcript has 25 exons.
ACACUCUGGAGGACAAAAAUCCUCAGGCUAAGCCAGAGCUACUUAGAUAGUUUUACCUUCACUGAGGCGUCGCUGAACGUGGUCUGAUUUUGACUUUGCCUGUGAAUUUAUUCAUCUUCUUUGUUUUUGUUUAACUUUUUCAUAACCGACUGAUGGAAAGGGCAUCCUGCUAGGGAGCACCUAGCAACAUGUCCUUCAUUAGAAGAUUGCGUGCUACAGUUAAAUAGUAACCACAUCAUUAGACUCUUUCAGAGGGGAGACGCAUCCAGCCUCCUCCAAAGAUGGCCUUCUUCCAACAGCUGCGACUUCUUCUAUGGAAGAAUUGGCUGACAGUGAUCAGACAGCCAGUUUGGUCACUCAUUCUCAUUGUCUGGCCUCUGAUCAUCUUCAUCAUUAUUGCCGUGACCCGCAGUCACUUUCCUCCACUAGCAAAAGACACAUGUUAUGUGGGACCUCGAAACCUGCCCAGCACAGGCUUCUUCCCAUUCCUGCAGACCCUCAUGUGCAACACAGACAGCAACUGUCACAACAAAUCACGCCUGUUGGACACAAAGUCUCACAAAACGGCAGGCGUGCCAAGGCAGCAGUCAUUUCCAAAGGGGUCUCCACUGGAAAGCCUGUUUCAAGGGGGGAAUUUUUCACAGAUUGAUUUACCCAAAAACUUUCUCCAUGAUCCUACCAUCCUGGUUGAGGUCUUAAACAAGAUUAUUGGUGCACCUCACCAUGCAAGUCCUACCAAUGGCUCAAUCUCCAAUAUUACUCUGAGUGAUCAGCGGAACUUGAGCAGCCUGCUGCAGUCAGUGAACAAACUGAAGAGGGCCUUCUGCACCAUGACACUGCCACUGAUGGACACCGCCUCACAUGAUCCCUUCACCUUUUCCAUGGUCACUUUCUGCAAGACCAACGAGACCGCGCUGGAAGUCUCACUCCUCACACUCAACCAGAUUUUGACGGAGCUGAUGACGACAAACCCAGACGAGAUGGUGACGACGGCCGGGAUGUCGCUGCUGAUGAUCGCUCACCUGCAAAAUGAGACGGUGCUGUGGGAAAGUCUCCUUGCUAUUCCACAGCUCUUCUCUAGUGGUUCUGUGGACCAGGUGCUAGCCACUGUGGAGGGCCUACUCAUCAGCAUGCAGGGUGCUAUGAAUAAGAUCGAGAGCAACUUCCCUGAAACUGGUGCCUCACUUUCCACCGUGCAUUCACUAAUUGCUGGAGGCAUCAACCUAGUUGACUAUAUUCAAAACUGGCCUGGCAAAGAUGUGUCCAUUUUACUGAGAGAUGUCGUCACCGUUGAGAAUGGAUCCCUUGGUGGAAUUAUGAUGCAGGUUCUCACAGAUGUCCAGAUACCAUUGGACAAGGCUAUCGGACUGACAAUGGACAAGAGCAUGGUGCAUUCCUACUUGUGUGACAACAGCAGUAAUCCAUUUUGGCUGAGUGCAGCGUGUAGCACUGGCACCGUGGACAUGCUUCUGGGUUGGAUCAGCCCCGAAAAGGUGGCAAAGCAGAUUCUCCUGGCAUGGAGUAGAGACGUCGCCCUACAGGAUUUGUCUUUUGCCAAAAGUCUAAUUGGAGGUUUAUCUCCAGGAGAUUCCAACAGCACGAGGAGCCGCCGUAGCGUAGAUACUCUGCCACAAAAUAUAGACGAGGAGCUGUUUUUGGAGGUCGGUAAAGUGGUGUUGGCGAUUGUAAAACUUGUCCCCGAGGUGGACAUGGUUGUUCAGAGCGUCCUCCAAACUGGAUUCCAGUCCCUGAUGACAGGAACACUGGCCCUAGACACGGUGGAAGAAUUGAUGGAUAAUGUUCUGAAAGAUGCCACGAACCUCCAGUGGGUCUAUCUCUCACUGAUGACAAACCAGUCUCUGGCAAGCGGUUGGAUCGAUCAUGUCCUGUACAGCGUGUUGGAAGGUGUUAAGCAGACAUUGGGAUCUGAUCAUCUGACAUGUAACAACGUCCUGGAACCCUUCGAGUGGCUCUUAAACACCGAGAGCGUAGACAUCGAGGUGUGGAGAUCAGUGAUCUGCCAAAACAGCUCUACUUUAGAACAAGCUCUACUGAUGGAGUGGAUGCCAUUGUUUCAGAAGGCACAAGAGGUGUACGACGCAAUCACAAGCCGUAUAAAUGCCACCGCAACCCUUCCCAUGAUUCUCUCCGAGUGGCACAAGAUGCAAGAGAGCACUAUGCAACUUGAUUCGCUUUUGAGCAGACUGGUCACUGAGCUGGGUGGAGGAUAUUCGAUGAACUGGAUGAACUUCGAAGUCAACAACACUCAAGAUCUUGUUGGGACUCUUCAACAAAGUGUACUCUCAUUCAUGGUGGAUGUAGGAGAACACAUUGAGACAACAGAACUCUGGCCAAGUGUAAAGAACUACUUCCACACUCUUUACUGGAUUUUGAACUAUAGACCUGGUGUCACAUCUCAACCUGUAAACUGUUCGGCCGACUUCUUCACCUCAGCCUUAACCUGUGACACUGGUUUCAACUGGCCACAGUUUGUUCAGACAGUAACUCAGGCUUUGAUGUCACAGAAUCAAGAAUUGGUGGUAAAUGUUCUCAAAGGAACCUUGAAUUUUCUGCAGCAAGUGUAUGGUGUCAUCUAUAAAACGCAGGCAGUAACAUUUUUGAAUGAAGAACUCUCUCAAGGUGGAGACGCAGUCUCUGGAUACCUGAUCAGUUUGCUGAUUAACCUGGAUACUUUUCUUCGGCAAGUCUCCAUCCUUCCUGACAGCAGCCUCUCUAACCUUGAUGUCAUGACUCCAGCCAUUAGUAACCUGUUCGAGUCAGCAGGUCUGGAACGAAUGUUGCCUCUGCUCUUUAGUGACAGCCCCGUUAAUAUCUCCACUCUGCUUGAUAUUGCCUCAAAAAUUGGAAGGGAAAACCAGCACUAUGUCAACUUCAAUGAGUCCGACCCAACACUGCCUGAGCUUGAGCGGCUGAUAAUGCACUUCCUGUCAAUGGAGGGUAACCUCACCAUAGCGCUCCCUCACAUCAUGGGGCACAGUCUGCUCACUUACUCAGACUACUUCCACCCAGACCUUGUUGCCAAAGUCAGAGAAUGCAUCCAGCCUUUCACCAACAUAACUUCAACCGGUGCUGUAGAGGCCAUCCUUAGUGCCGUGGAGUUAUUGAAGACAGUGACUGAUGCCAGCGAUGGUGACCCAGCUGUCAUUAUUCUUGGGUACAUACGCCAGUUUCAAGAAUUGGUGAUGUCUAUGUUCAGACUAAGGAGAAUCAAACAAGUUGCUUUACCAAGUGGGCAGCUCACCGCGGGACAAGUCACUGAUCUACACCUGCUUUCUCAGGACUUUCUCAAACUCCUCACCCCAGAGGUUCUUCAGAACCUGACUCAAGCUGGACCAGAUGCUGCCCAGACCAUUGUUAUCCAGAAAUUUGUAUCAUUUCUUCCAUCAGAGGUCCAACAUGAAGCUGCUCGCUUUCUCAGUGACUUCAAAUCUCUGCAGUAUGAAAUGUCCAAAUGUGCAACAGGCCAGGACUGUUUGACUGGAAUCUCAGAAAUCUUACAUUUCCUCGACCAAAUAUUUGAAAUGAUGCUCUCAGCCAACGGUACUGUCACAGUGACAAUAGAUGCAACCAACCGCUUUGUUGAGGGACGGGAAUAUGAAGAACUUGAAAGAGUUUGGUUUUCACUUCUCCUUGCUCCAAAGGAUUCUGCGGCUGUACAAACAUCCAGACAGAUUCUUCAUUUAGUCAAAUUGCUCAUGGCCAAACCAAAUAUUUCUGUGUCUGAUGUGCAGAAUGCUCUGAGACAGUCAAACCUAACCCUCGAGGAGUUAAAUGACUUUGCUGCCCUAGCUGGAGCUGCUAACAUUAACAACCUGAUGGUUAAUCUGAUUGAGAUUAUCAAUACUCGCAUAUGUUUCGAACCGCAGCAUGACCUAAAUGUCACAGCCCAGUGUGCUUUGAGUCUGAUACAUGGUGUCAGCACAUUCCUGACACAGGUACCUGAGCUCCGCAAUCAAACAGCAUUUCUCUCUCUUAUCCCAUUAAUUGUCAACGCAACUUUGGAAGAUGUCAUGAAAAUUGACUUCAGCUCUCAGCCAUACAUGGUUUUUGUGGAUACCUUGAACACCACUCUGGCUAAUAUCAAGUUGAGCCUCCAGCUGAACCACCUGAACACUCCCGAGAUCAUGAAUGAACUCAAAGUGGUGGAGCAUCUGAUGCAGCUGAUCACAAAUAUGGAACCAUUUAACAACACUGACAGUGCCUUGAUGCAGGACCCAAUGUAUGCUCAGCAUGUGAGCUUGCAGAUUAUGCAGUGGUACUUGAAUAAGUUGGAAAACAUCACCAGCAACAGCUCCAUCUCUGAGCUCCUCCAACCAUUUUUCUACAUGACACAAAUGCAAGUCGCAUUACAACUGGCACAGACAAAUUUCUCAAUGUUUGUCAGUAACCAAGUUGAGGUCCUGAUUAAUAGCCUGCAGCACCCAAUAGAUGGUGCAGGAGUGAGUAAGAUUGGUCUGACAGUUGUUCAGAUUCUUCACCACUUGUUCGACUUCAUAAACUUACAGCUACAGAUUCAGGGCGACAACUUUGGUUCACACUACAUGUUCAAUACAACUAUUCUGAAUGCUGCUGAGACCCAAAUUAAGCAAUACCUCACCCUCACAGAGAAUUGGAUGAAACAACCAAAUGUCCAGUUGGUCCUGACAAACAUGCUCCAGUGGGGAAACCCCUCCAUAAACACAUCUGCUCCUUUGACAGACAUUCAACACCUGUUGCAUACAAUGGUUCAUUUUCUCAGUGAUGAUGAACAGGUUUACCUCUCAGUAAUUAGAAAUAUUACCCACUCCUUGAAGCAAGCCCUAAUGGUGGCAGAACAACCAGGUGGCCUACAGAGCGAUCACUUCCUUGGUGUCAUCUUCGCAGCAGUUCAGCCUCUUAAAAUGCUGAUACCCCUGCCAGCCCCUUUGAAACAGAACAUGAUGGACAUUGUGGAGGGUUCAUUACAGUUCCUAAUCCAGCCAAACAUGAGCUAUGCCUCAUCACGUGCCACCGUCCUCCUGAUCCUCAACAGAACUGAGAGCAUAGUCCAACAGACAGUACCAGAAAUGUUUGCUGUAUACCUGCUGCCUGGACUCAAAAUAGUGACCACAUACUUCGAGAGCAUCUCCAUGAUCAGUGGACCAGACAGCUGGAAUCAAAUGAUUUUGAAUCAGAUGGAGACAAUCCAGAGCUCUCUGCCUCCAAACUGCACAGCAAAGGCCUACAUCUCUGCAGUCAUUGACAUCACUCAGUCCAUCUUGAUGUUUGGCCAAGGUAAUAUGAGCUAUGACUCAUCACGUGACAUCGUCCUCCUGAUCCUCAACACAACUGAGAGCAUAGUCCAACAGACAGUACCAGAAAUGUUUGCUGUAUACCUGCUGCCUGGACUCAAAAUAGUGACCACAUACUUCGAGAGCAUCUCCACGAUCAGUGGACCAGACAGCUGGAAUCAAAUGAUUUUGAAUCAGAUGGAGACAAUCCAGAGCUUUCUACCUCCAAACUGCACAGCAAAGGCCUACAUAUCUGCAGUUAUUAACAUCACUCAGUCCAUCUUGAUGUUUGGCCAAGGUAAUAUGAGCUAUGACUCCUCACGUGACAACGUCCUCCUGAUCCUCAACACAACUGAGAGCAUAGUCCAACAGACAGUACCAGAAAUGUUUGCUGUAUACCUGCUGCCUGGACUCAAAAUAGUGACCACAUACUUCGAGAGCAUCUCCAUGAUCAGUGGACCAGACAGCUGGAAUCAAAUGAUUUUGAAUCAGAUGGAGACAAUCCAGAGCUUUCUGCCUCCAAACUGCACAGCAAAGUCCUACAUAUCUGCAGUUAUUAACAUCACUCAGUCCAUCUUGAUGUUUGGCCAAGGAGCUAUGCCUCAUCACGUGACAUCGUCCUCCUGA